This is a messenger RNA of Letharia columbiana, 168 nucleotides long. RefSeq lists its product as uncharacterized. Lineage: Eukaryota; Fungi; Ascomycota; Lecanoromycetes; Lecanorales; Parmeliaceae. The record is from RefSeq and is a predicted model, not a curated record. The transcript has 2 exons. Bases 1 to 168 code for a protein of 55 amino acids.
AUGCUCACCGCGCUUGCAGCGCUGCAUCCGGCCAAGAUACUCGCCACCGUGCCGGCCCUGAAGAACCCCAGUCUCGAAGCGAAUUAUCGAGUUUCCAAGAUUAGGCACAAAGACGAUGCAUCACGACUUGUUGCCACUCGCGAUAUUCCCCCAGAGGUCACGACCUAG